AUUGUUUUGAUGAAUCAUUUGCACAAAAGAUGUAAACAGUUAAGCACAUAGAACGUUGAAAUGAGUACUGUAAUUUCGGAGGAGGACUUAGGUUUUAUAGAAAGCGAAUUGCCUUUCGAAGAUAAGGUUUCGCUGCUAUUUCUACUUUACGGUCAACGAGAUCCGAAGUAUCUACAGCAAACUUUAGCAGUGGCCAGCCGGGUACCGGAAGAGGACACCCAGUUUUUGAUUGAUUGGGUAAAUUAUAUGAAAACUGAUUGGCAAUCAGAGUUACUGGAAGCGCUUGUCAUUGUUCAAGCUAAUCUAUGUCUGAUCAAAUGUGGUCAUGAUGCAGACGAAUUGAGGGAUCGUUAUCUGCCGCACGUUCCAGAGUUGGCAACUUUUGUGCAUCCCAUCUUGAAGGGAUUAUACUUGCUUUGUGAGAGGAUGGAGGAAAGUGUUGGUGAGAAAUUGGUGAAAUAUUUGGUGCACAAAUAUUGCAUUAUUAACAACGGAGGCGAAUAUUUCGAGAUCGUUAUACUGGAUCUAAUAACUCGGGAUCUGAUAAAACUUGGAUCGAAAUCUACGGGAGAAGAGUGCGAUUUGCUCACUCUCAUAGCAUCCUUCAAAGAGCUAGAUCUGUAUGCACUCUCUGACUACUGUAAAAGCAUUGCCAACCACUUUAAUAAGGAUAUAAUCGGUAAACAGAAUCAGGCAGACAAUGCGAAAGAUUCGAUAAAUUUCAGACAAAUCCCAUCCGAUAGCAAACAGCCUGACAAAAGUGUAAAGAUCAGUCAACUAGAAAGUUAUUAUAUCACAAAAGCAAACGCGGGUAUAGUUUUAAUCAUUAAUCAGUUUAAAUUCUAUCGUGAAACAAAUCCUGAAUUAACGGAAUUGUUACCUCUAAAACCCUUGAAUGACCGUCGUGGUACUGAAGUAGAUAAAGAUGCUAUCAUCAAUUUGUUCACUGAACUUGGUUAUCGGCUUAUCUUAAAGGAAAACAUUCCGCAUUUGGAAAUAUUAAAGCAAGUUGAAAACGCUGUCAGUCAAAUUGAGUCCGCACACUGCUCCUUGGUAGUGUGCCUUCUUUCACACGGUCAGGAAGGGAUGGUGUAUGGGAGUAAUAGUAUUCCAGUGAGCGUCAAAGCAGUGGAAAGAACCAUGGCGUCGGAGAAAUUGACCGGAAAACCGAAGCUCCUGUUCGUUCAAGCAUGCCAGGGAUUAGACCUCCAAGCGGCUGUCGAAAUUCCUCGACUGGAACACGAUGGACCGUCAUCUGAGCGUACAGCAUCGAUUUUCGUUGACUUCCUGGUGGCGUGGUCCACCGUACCCGGAUUCGCGUCAGUUCGGCAUAUCGAGAAGGGUUCCUGGUUUAUACAGGAGUUAUGCCAGAAGCUGAAGCAGCUUCGUCAAGGCAAUCACAUCAUGGAUAUUCUUACGGCUGUGAUAAAUGAUGUAUCGAGUAAGCGUGGCUAUGGGAAUGAGUGCAUGGUACCAAUCAUAUACAGUACAUUGAGGAAAAGGCUGUAUUUUGGCACAGAAGACGUGUCAUAAUCGUUUUUAAUCUAUAGAAAGUGCAAUUGUAAUAAUUUCUGGUUAAACUAGACAUUUUUGCGACUGUAUCCUUUUACGAUUUCUUUAGUAUUAUUGUAUCCAUAUAUUAAAUAUAUCGAACAUUUUUUUUUACGUUGA
Toxorhynchites rutilus septentrionalis is the source of this 1671-nucleotide messenger RNA. RefSeq names its product caspase-8. Gene Ontology annotation, molecular function: cysteine-type endopeptidase activity. The coding region runs from base 61 to 1533 and encodes 490 amino acids. The record is from RefSeq and is a predicted model, not a curated record. Gene Ontology annotation, biological process: proteolysis. The transcript is spliced from 3 exons. Lineage: Eukaryota; Metazoa; Arthropoda; Insecta; Diptera; Culicidae.